Molecule: messenger RNA, 854 nt
Organism: Cylas formicarius (sweet potato weevil)
Lineage: Eukaryota; Metazoa; Arthropoda; Insecta; Coleoptera; Brentidae
Exons: 4
Coding region: 1-756 (251 amino acids)
Biological process (GO): regulation of transcription by RNA polymerase II
Cellular component (GO): nucleus; transcription regulator complex
Source: RefSeq, a predicted model, not a curated record
AUGGAUUGUUCCGAGUUGGAGAUUGACGGCGACGAUCAUGUUUUCGAGAUCAUACAAAGCGAUGAUGCUUUCAACGAAGAAAAAUUUCUGAAAAUGAUAUGCGAUUAUCCGUGUAUUUACGACUCCUCCAAUAAGGCGAAUUCUAGUCGACUAAUUAGAGAAAAGGCAUUUCAAACUAUUGCUACGUCGAUGGACAGCAGCGUAUUGUUUUGCAAGAAGAAAUGGAAAUCGCUUAGGGAAAAAUACCACAGGGAGAAGAAUAAAGCCGAUACGCGCAGCAAAUUCGGUCUCGACGACGGCGACAUUAGCGAAUGGCCUCUUAUGCAUUAUUUCUAUUCCAUGUUUGAUAAAAUCCCGCCGCGUCAGAUAGGACCAGGCUCGCACGUUGAAAAUGCUUUUGACGAAAUCGAGUCAGAAUGUCGAUCGAACCAGAACCGCCGAAGGAAGUCUAUAUGCCCUGCCAGCCCCACAUCUUCGGGAGCGAGUAGUCCCGUAAUGGCCACGGGCAAGAGAAAACACAACCGUGCCGAUCCGUUUUUGGAAAUUUUGAACAAAAUAAGCGCAUCGAUUGAAGACGUCAGUGGAAACGGCGUCAAACCCGAUAAGAUCUCCUACUUCGGCCAGUAUGUGUGUUCGGAAAUUAGAGAUUUGCCCGCCAACGAGGUAGACGAAUUUAUGGACGACACCAUCACUCGGUUACUCCAGAUGAAAAGAAAAUGUAAGAGUCAAACAGGAACCACAAAACAGAAGAGCUGAAUGGACACUCCUUUGUCACCGAGAACGGAAAUAAAUGUAAUUCUUGUAAAUACGAAUAAAAACGCAAAAUCAUAUCGCAAUCCUGAUCUUAAAACGUA